Exophiala xenobiotica is the source of this 1798-nucleotide messenger RNA. RefSeq lists its product as uncharacterized. Gene Ontology annotation, biological process: mRNA cis splicing, via spliceosome. Gene Ontology annotation, cellular component: cytoplasm; spliceosomal complex. Lineage: Eukaryota; Fungi; Ascomycota; Eurotiomycetes; Chaetothyriales; Herpotrichiellaceae. The coding region runs from base 44 to 1687 and encodes 547 amino acids. Gene Ontology annotation, molecular function: protein binding. The record is from RefSeq and is a predicted model, not a curated record. The transcript has a single exon.
CAACAAUUGACUUUGGCUACAACGAAAAGCCUUUUAUGCCAGAAUGAGUGAUUACGCCUCAGGUACGAAGAGAAAGCGAUCGCGCUCUCCUCCGCCUUGGCGAAAACACAACACCAACCAAGGUUACCGCGAACGAGAUGCGCCUCGAGGUCGAGACGAUGGCCCGCAGCAGAGGUGGUCUCACAAGGAUCAGAUGAAAAUAAACCAGCUACAAGAGGACGAACGUAUGAGAGAAUGGGUGGCACAAGAGGACGACUUUGUGCUGCGGCAAGCAAAGAAGAAGGCCGACAUUCGAGUCAAAGAAGGACGUGCAAAACCUAUAGACUGGCUGGCUGUGAUCUUGCGCGUGGUGGACCCUACGAGAAAUCCGUUGGACGAUGAGAUCGAAGAGAAGGACCUUGAAUUCAUGGACCCCAACAGCGUCUUUGACGGGCUCUCGGAGACGCAACUCGGCGAUUUGCGCAAGGAUAUCGAAACGUACAUGAAUUUGGAGACCAACAGGACAAACAGAGAUUACUGGCGGACAAUGCAGAUCAUUUGCAAGGACAGGCAGAAGAAGAUGCGGGUAGGCGGACCUGAUGGGCGGGCGGUUAGUUCUGUGGCCUCUGACAUCGAUAACUUGCUCGCCCCAAAGACGUAUGAGCAAUUGGAAGUGUUAGAGAGACAGAUCAGAACGAAACUGGAGUCGGAUGAGCCUAUUGAUACGGACUACUGGCAACAGCUCUUGGACAGUCUGCUGGUAUGGAAGGCAAAGGCCAAACUGAAGAAAGUGUACCAGGAUGUGCUUGACUCGCGGCUGAAACAGCUGAGGGAGGAAAAUGAGCAAAAAGCAGUCGAGGUUCGUGAAAAGCUGCUUGCCGCUGGUGUCCAAGCGAUUGGACGGGUGGAAUACUCCAAAGACCUCGACCCUGAUCCCUUGCUCGAAAUCUCAUCCAAGGAUAAAAGCUUGGAAAUUGUGGACGAGAACGCCUUCUUACAAAGCGUCGCCGCGGGCAGACGCAAAGUGUUGAACAUGGGCUACGUGCCAGCACAAAAAGCCCCGGCGACAAAAACGAGCACUUCUCCCUCCUCACUCUCACGUCCGUCAGCAGGACAAUCCCACACCGACCCGACCAGCCGGUUCGACACCAGCACGAACGACGAGCACUCGGCCACGACCAAAGCGCUGUUCGACCGCGAAGUGGCCAAGGGCGUCAAUGAGGACGAAGAGAUCUUCGCCGGCGAGGAGGACCUGACCACUGGUGCCUCCGGUGAUUCCUCGAAAGCGUUGUGGAGCGGCAAAUACCGGCCCCGCAAGCCCAAGUACUUCAACCGCGUGCAGAUGGGCUACGAGUGGAACAAGUACAACCAGACACACUACGACCAUGAUAACCCUCCACCCAAGGUCGUCCAGGGGUACAAAUUCCACAUCUUCUACCCGGACCUGAUCGACCCGACCAAAGCGCCGACAUACAAGAUCAUCCGCGAAGGCGGGCGGAAAAAGGGCCAGACCAUGGCCCCCGCCGGCGAGGAGGAUACCUGUAUCAUCAGGUUCAUGGCCGGCCCGCCGUACGAAGAUAUUGCGUUUCGCAUCGUCGAUCGCGAUUGGGAUUACUCGGCAAAGCACGAUCGCGGGUUCAAGAGUACCUUUGAGAAGGGCAUACUUACGUUGCAUUUUAGUUUCAAGAGGAUUGUCUACAGAAAGUGAAACGCCACCGACGGCAACAAUGCUUCUUCGCGACGCGCUGAGCGAUGGAGCUGAGCAUCGCCGGCGAACCGACUCGAGCUCAAGAAUUGAGACGCCCGAGUCAAAAGCAAG